This is a messenger RNA of Eubalaena glacialis (North Atlantic right whale), 1789 nucleotides long. RefSeq names its product MHC class I polypeptide-related sequence B-like. Gene Ontology annotation, cellular component: external side of plasma membrane. The record is from RefSeq and is a predicted model, not a curated record. The coding region runs from base 413 to 1366 and encodes 317 amino acids. Gene Ontology annotation, biological process: antigen processing and presentation of endogenous peptide antigen via MHC class Ib; immune response; positive regulation of T cell mediated cytotoxicity. Gene Ontology annotation, molecular function: peptide antigen binding; signaling receptor binding. Lineage: Eukaryota; Metazoa; Chordata; Mammalia; Artiodactyla; Balaenidae. The transcript has 6 exons.
GCCAGUUCCGCGGCGGGCGCUUUCCUCCCUGAGGGCGACGCGAGGCUGUAGGAAGUGUACUUAGAUCCUAGAAUCUAAGGGUGGGCCCCGCGGCGGAGGGGGCUGGAGGAAGCAGCUCCGAACUCAGAAUCAAUCCAGAGGCGGUUUAAAAUAAGUUGGAUUCCAGAUCUCUCGUCAGACCUACCGACUCGGAAUUUCCGCGGACCCGGGCAGGUCUGCAUUUUCGCAGCCUGCAGCUGUAAUUGCCGAGCAGUGUGAGGACCAGAAGCCUGAAUGCAGCUCACUCCUCUCCCAACCUGCCCAUAAGAGCCUUUAUUCUGCUUUUAUAUCCACGAACAACUUUUAUUUCCUUUAAACCAGAGUUAGGGGUUGGGUGAUCUUCUGAGGGUGCAGCGGGGCCGCGCCUUGCGUUAUGCAAGCAUCCGCGCUGGCUGUUUUCAGUUUCCUUUCGGGACCCGGCGGCAGUGCGAGACGUCUGCGCAGAGAAAGACGCCAGUGUGCCGGAUCACACAGUCUUCAUUACAACCUCACGGUGCUGUCCCGGGAUGGAUCUGUGCAGUCCAGCUUUUUCGCUGGGGGACACUUGGAUGGCCAGGCCUUCCUGCACUAUGACCGUGAGACAGGCAAGGUAGAGCCCCGGGGACUGUGGGCAGAAGAGCUGGGAGCUGAGACGUGGGACACAGAGUCCAAGGACUUGACAGAGACCUGGAAGGACCUCAGAAAGCUUCUAGCAGAAAUCCUGGCCCUGCAGGAGGAGAAAGGAGGUUUCUCUACUAUGAUGGGGAGCUCCUCCUCUCCUGUCACCCAGAGACCAACGGAUGUACAGUGCCCCAGUCCUUGGCUCGGAACUGGGCCAUGGAAAUGGAGAAGUCCAGGGACACAGAUGGCUUUCAAAGCAAGUAUUACCGGGCCCACGUGCAGGGAGAGCUUUGUGGAAGACUGCGGGGCUAUCUGGAAUCCUGGACAGGCUUCAGGGAGAGAACAGGAGAGGAACAGCGUGUCAAGUACCACGUGGAACACAGCGGGAAUCACAGUGCACACCCUGUGCCCUCUGGAGAGACCCUGGUGUAUCAGAGUCAGUGGCGGACCAUCCUGGGUGUUGCUGCCUUUGCUCUUGUUUUUAUCAUCGGGCUUUGUGUCCUUUGCUGCACGAAGAAGAAGAAGAAGACAGCAUCAGCUGUGGGGAGCCCAGCCGUUAGCCUACAAGACCUGGAUCAAUGCCAGAUGGAGCCAAGUGACCAUAAUGGCCUCACACAACCGGGAUUUCAGUCCUCGUUGUCAGACCCUGCGUCCAUCAGUUCCACUGGGGGAGCUUAGAAUCUGCUGCCAGAGGCCUGAAUUCAGCUCCCUCUUCUGGUCUUACUAGCACUUUCCCUUUUGUGUGUGUUCUGUUAUUUAUUUUAUUAUUUUAAAAUUAUUUUUAUUUUAAAAAAGUUAUUAUUAUUAUUUUUUGAGGUGGAGUUUAUUUACAAUAUAGCACUUUUCCCUCUUGAUGCCUCAGUUUCUUCAUCUAUGAAAUGAGAAAAACAGUGUUUAUUUCCAGUUGUGGUGGGGACGAUUAAAAGCGUUCAUAUAUGUGAGGUGAUUGCUGCUGCACUACACUAGUUACUAACUCUAUUUUUGUUUUUUUAUGUUAUAAUAGAAUACAUGGAUAAUAAUUCAAUUAUUACAAAUAAGCUUUAUCAGUAAGUUUCCUCACUGUGGCUUCUCCCAAAAUGACUAAUAGCAGAUUUCUGGAAACUUGAGGUUCCCUUCACACCCUGUCACACUUGUAUAUGCAUUACUUCAU